Molecule: messenger RNA, 796 nt
Organism: Anopheles darlingi
Lineage: Eukaryota; Metazoa; Arthropoda; Insecta; Diptera; Culicidae
Product: microsomal glutathione S-transferase 1-like
Exons: 3
Coding region: 194-661 (155 amino acids)
Cellular component (GO): membrane
Source: RefSeq, a predicted model, not a curated record
CUAGGAUGAUGUAGCAAAUCCGUUGCUCCGACAAUCGCUUUACCGCUCGGAUGGGAUACUGGAGGGGCGUAGUCGACAGAGGGUUCGACGGUCGCCGAUUAGUGUUACCUCACCAUUGCUAGCGGUCGGUUGUGCAUCUUCCUGCGGACCAUUCGUGCCAUUCAAAUUCAAGCCUAUCAAACGUCGAAGCGCGAUGGCAGCAACCGGCAGCAAUCCGUUUGAUGAAAUCCAUCCCGAUGCGUACCGCGCGUACGUGUUCUGGUCGUGCGUUCUGCUGGUAAAGCUGUUUCUAAUGCCACUGCUGACAGCCAUCAACCGAUUCAGAAAACAGGCAUUCGCCAAUCCGGAGGAUACGGCCGCGAUCAGCAGGAAGCUCAAACCAAAGUUCGAUGAUCCCGAUGUCGAGCGAGUGCGCAGGGCACACCUGAACGAUCUCGAGAACAUCCUACCUUUCUUUGUCAUCGGUUUCCUGUAUCUGCUGACCAAUCCUGCGCCGACUCUUGCUAUCAACAUAUAUCGGCUGGUGGCCGCAUCACGAAUUCUGCAUACCUUGGUUUACGCCGUGGUGCCCGUACCCCAGCCGGCCCGUUUCCUGGCCUUCGUGGGUGCGCUGGCGCCAACACUCUACAUGACGCUGCAAACUUUGCUGCACUUUCUGUGAGGCAGCCCGUUCGGGCACUCCUGUGGAAGGCUGAUGGAAGCGAUGGUCUAGUAAAGCAACGAUCAAUCGUCGCUCUCACUCCUUUCACGCUGUGGUUUAUGGAUAACAAUUAAAAAAUAGAUGAUGGAAUGGGAA